AGGCAGCAUACACUAAUGUUACUAUAUUUGACAAGGCACACACACACACAUAUUCUCCUGCCACAUGCACGACUGCACACACAUACGGGGGAAAAAGAAGAAGAAAAAGAAGAAGAAGAAGAAGAAGAAGAAGAAGAAGGAGGAGGAGGAGGAGGGGAGGUGGUUGUGCACAAAGACACACCGGAAAGACAGCCCUCAAGUGUACACGCGUGGAUAAACACACACAUACACACACUCCGACGCGUGCUGAGUGCAGGAAUCACAAACAUAGCGACACUCAGAGAGGGGUAGCGCAUGACGCCAGCAACACAACGCCGCUGUCUCUCUCUCGCUCUCUCUCGCUCUCUCUCUCUUUUCAGACACACACUCCGUCUCUCUGCUCUCCACACACACUCCGAGACGCACAGCAGCGCACAAGAAGCAGGACAGCGCCGGACGUAUCAUUGAUAUAGGGAAUAGAUCCAGAAGAAAAGGAUUAACUAUCUACCAUCCUUCUCCCUCUAAGGACCUUACCCUCUCCUCCCUCCUCUUGUGUCUCUAAGCCUCUCUUCACCUCGUUUCCCCCCCCCUCCUCUCUACAAUCCCUGAUUUUUCCCCCGUUUCACAAUCCCUCCUUUUUUCACUAUUCAUUGGUGGGUUGAAGGGAAGCUGGGGGAUUGUCUCCAUACAGAAAGAAGGAUUAUUCCUACAUUAUUCGUUUGACCAGGAUCUUGAAUGUAUGGAUUUCUUUAACUGUAGGGGCGGCAGUUUUUCUCUUCGAUGUUUUGUCCUGUGAAAGAUUUUUGAUUUUUUUUAUUAUUAUUUCAUAAAAACAAUAUUCAUGGAGGGAUGGCUGAUGGCAGAGCGCUAUAAGACCGGUGCUGUCUGAGAUAUUUGGUCUUAAGGUGCUUUGGUGUCGCUUGUCACCGCCGCCACCCUCGUGGAGGCUGCAGGCAUGGCGGCUUGACCCCCUCCGUCGCCCCUUUCCUCCGACAGAGGAAGGCCGCAGAGCCCGGCGUCAUGCCCCCCCACACCCACCUCCCCGGGGGUGUCGGCCUGCCCUCAACCAGCGCUGCCAUCUACUUGGCCAGACCCGUCUUGCUCUGUUUCCUCUGCCUGCUGGCUGUGUUGCUGCCGCCGGCCUCCUCCUGCCCUCCUCCCUGCCUCUGCUCCUCAGACAGCCCGGUGGUGGACUGUGGAGGCCGGGGUCUCUCCUCCCUGCCUCCCCUGCACCUACUGCCUCCGGGGAGUCGCUCCCUCCUGUUAGCCAACAACAAGCUCGCCUCACUGGGAGCCUCUGCCUUCACUAACCUCUCCUCUCUGGAGGAGCUGGACCUGUCAAAUAACUACCUGGAUAAUUUACCAGCUGGAUUAUUCAGAGACAUGUCCAACCUGACAAGACUGACUCUGCACAACAACUCACUAACAGUAAUGGACAGAGACCUCUUCCAGGGUUUGGGUGGGCUUCAGAGUCUGGACCUGUCACUGAACGGACUGUCCUCGGUUCCUCUUGGCCUGCUGGACGAGCUGCAGAGCCUCAGGUGGCUGUCCCUAGCGGGUAACAGGCUUCAUGGUUUGGAGAGGGCAGCGUUUGAGCCACUGGCCAACCUGCAACACCUGGAACUGGGACACAACCCGUGGGAAUGUGACUGCAACCUCCGCGACUUCAAACACUGGAUGGAGUGGCUGCUGUACAGAGGGGGGAAGGUGGAUGCAGUGGAGUGCACGCUACCGAAGGAUCUGCGUGGGCGAGACAUCCGCGGCGUUCCAGUGGAAAUGUUCAACUACUGCCUCCAACUUGAGGAUGAGAACGGUGGAGGAGGAGGUGAGGGUUCUCGUUCUGGACAAGGUGGCGGCCCUCCCUGCAGCAGGAAUAAUCUGAAUCCUAGCGGGGCGACACCGAUUUCUGACAACAGCGGCAGCACUGCUGAUGACUCCUCUUCGAGCACCGGAGGCGGUGGAGGCGGUGAGGCCCCGUCGGAUUGUGUCAGAGCCCGCUACCGACCUGUGAGCGUGCGGCGCGCCAUCGGCACGGUGGUGAUUGCUGGCGUGGUGUGCGGCAUUGUUUGCAUCAUGAUGGUUGCAGCCGCCGCUUACGGCUGCAUCUACGCCUCCCUGAUGGCCAAAUACCAGAGAGAGCUAAAGAAGAGGCAGCCACUGAUGGGAGACGGAGAAGCUGAUGGGGAGGACAGGGAGGAGAAACAGAUCUCCUCUGUAGCCUAGAAAGAGUGACGGGUCAGGGGAGGGUUGGCAUGUCAAAGGGUGAAGGUUGGAAGGGGUGAAGAUUAAAAGGGCUCAAAGAGGAGAGAGAUGGCCGAGCUGGUUUUAUACACACAGAUAGAUGCAGUAUCUCUUCCUCUGACUCUCAAACUGACACCUCUCUCCCAGUUUUUGUCUUCCUUUCUUCGUCCUGAUUCUAUUUUUAACCUUCUCCCUCCCUGUCCCUCUCUCUAACGUACUCUCUCACACACAUACCUAUCUGCUCCCUGAUUUUCUCUUCCAUUUGGACCCACUCUUGCUGCAGCAUUUGUUACCAAUCAUCCCUCCAACUCGCCUACCAGCCACCUACUGCUGCUGAAUUUACCAUUAUAUUGGCUUGGAGGGAAAAAAAAAAGAUUUGGUACUCUCUCUCUGGUGUGAAACAUAUCAUUAGAGCUCUUACAGAACACUCAUGGUGUUUAGUCAGUCUGUAUUUGGAAGCCUAGACUGAAAUUUCAGGGAUUCAUAGCAUGUAUGCUGUUGAUUGGACCAAUAUUCACAAUAAUUAGACAAAUUUGUGGUAGUAGGUAGUGCCCAGUUCUAGUUUUAUUUGCAUCUCCUUCUCAGCCUCUCCAAAGCCAAUAGUUCCUCCAAGAAACCAGGACCCCUGCCCAGAUUCCUUCACCCUCUUCUGGCCUAAUCCUCCUCUGAUUUUUCCUUGAAAUCUCCUCAAAUUGGGGGGGAACGGAGGAAAUUUUAUGGAAUCUCAAAAAAGAGAUGCAAUUUAUACACUCAAAGCUUCUCUGCUGUGUUGUAACAGAGAGAAUAUUGAGGAUACAUGAAGUGUCGAUGGGAAAAUCAAAGACAGUGAGUCUCUAGUAUCUUCAAGGAAACUGUCUGGAUUGAUAAAGUGAUCAUUCACCGAUCACUAGACAUUUCAAAUACAUGAUGGUGGGGGCACUCAUCCCUAUUUGGACCCUGACUUUCCUCCGGAUCUUCUGUGGACUAAAUAGAUCCUCAACGUGUUCCCCACUGGAGCUGAGCAUGAGAUUCUACAGUGAAUCUUAUCAAUCAGUUCAACCAUUUUACUGGAAUUUGAACUUGCUGUAUUCUUCAGAAAAAGGCUCUUGCUGAUUUGAUGCUUGUUAAAUGGUUACGAUCAAUGUGUGGACGGAUCAAAAAACCUCUUAUCGUGGCGAAAAAGCGGUCAAAUUAAUUUUCCGUUGUUUCUGGAUCAGAAAAUGUCUAACUGAGAUUCAAAGGACCACAGAUGCUGCUUCAAAGCAAAUAUUCUUUGUUCCAAACUCAUUUUCAGACUGAUUUCACUCCCUCAGGGGUGAAUGUUUGCUACUACAGCACGAAAAAAAAAAAAAAAAACUAUCUCAGAGAACCCUGUCUCCUGGCAAGGACUUCAAAAUCUCAUCUAAGGACUACAAACUUCAGACUCCUGCACUUUAUUUCCCUAAUCAGAUCCCCUCUUGCCUCUCUCUCGCUCUCCCUCAUCCUUCUCUUCCUUUCUAAGAUGGACGAAUUGCCCAGAGGGAUUAUAAAUAAAGAGGGAUUAAACAACAACAACAAAAAAGAAAACGCUGCUAUUUUCCCCCUACUCUUCUCAUCCCUUUAUCUCUCUAUCCAUCUUUCCAUCCAGUGCUAUUUGUGGAAAAUUUUUCACACUCCUUAAAGACUUCCACCUCCAUCAUUUCCUUUCAUUCAUCCUCCCAUAUUGUUGUAUGUUUUCCUCAAAAGGUCUGCAAUAUGCAAUGGAAGUUACGUCACCAUGACACAGUGUUUCUGUUAAAAAUCUUCACUUACUUGAGAGGAAUCUGCUUGAUUGACACGUAAAUUCACAAAAAAAACCCUGUUUGUUUGCUUUACAUAGUGUUUUUUAAUCAGUAUUCUUAGUUACACGCUGAAAUUUUCAUGUAAAGAUUUUACAGUUGGCAGAGCAAGAGAGUAAUUUAAGCAGCGUUCAUUGCAUAUUGCCCCCCUACAGUAAAACUGUUGUUCCCCCUCAAUUUUUGAUUGGCUGGAAAUCAACCUAUAUUACUAGUGUGUUAUGUUAUACCCGGGUAUGAUGCAGAUAAAUAUUAUUAUACUAGUCUACUGUGGUGUGUUGGCCCAGCGAUCCCAAAAAUGUUUAUGGUUUCCUGUAUCAAAUUCAUGAUGUAUGUCUUUUGUUGUGUUAAUGGAUUCUAUGUUUUGUUUUAGGUUUUAAUAUCUCUGUAAUGUUUAUUUGUUGUGUCCAUUUAUUUGUGUUCAGUAGCUGGUAAAGUUUCUGUAAGAAGCAUAGACAGAGUUUGGAUCAUGUGUGAAAUACUGCCUCAUCUCUGAGAUUUAUUUGGGUGACAUUACUUGGCAAAGAGUUGUGGACGACGACAGGUCAUUUCAAGUGUGAUUUUUAUAUUUCACAAAUAAUUAUUCAUGAUGCAUCUUAUUUGAAAUCGCAAAUAGCAUUUAUGUUCCCUCUAUUGCAGUUCUUGAGGUGUCUACAAGAUGUUAGGUUCCAUCAGUUUUUUAAUUGACUACAUAUCUAAAUAUAAUAACUGCAAUCCUUAAGCUGUGGUUAAGAUGUGACAACUAAAUCAGGCAGGAAAGGAUAGAUAAAAGUCACAGUUAAAUAAUAAAAGUGUCUUCAAAGAAAUUAAUUUUGAACAUAGUUAUAUCCACCAUCCUGCCUCUACACGACGGAUAAACCGAUUAUUGGUCUGGUCGAUUAUUGUGGCCAAUAUUUGUUAUUUAUUCGACCAUCGGUAUCUGUAAACUAUUGGCCGAUUAUUGAUACAUUAAAUGUGCUACUUCAGGUCUAAUGCAGCCUCCUUUCUCUGUCUGUCGUCCCUCUGUGUUCUCAGAAAUGUCUCUCAAUCUGAGAAUGCGCAAACCGAACGAGAAACACAAACUGUUGCCACAAAUCAAGAGAUUAGAAACUCUCACAGCGGCUAAGGCUAUGCUAACAGCUAGCGGCUAAGUUAGACGGCAGCCACAAAUUACCCCGAAACUGAGUCUGGCCAACAGCAAUUAAUAAUGAUUUAAGAUACAGACAAUAAUGGGCAAUAAAAAUGACAGAAAAGUGAAAUAUAAAGAAGGUAGAGAUGAAUAGCAGUGAGAACUGCAGAAAACAGACUGAUCAGUCCAAAGCGUCCUAAUUUAAUCACCCCAUUUCUAUUUUAAAUAUUCAGUCACUUAAUCAAUGAAAAAUCCUAGUUAUGAAAGACAGGUUCUCUGCGAUCACAUGCUGUUAAAGCAUUACAUGUAAUGUACAUCAGUUUCAAAUAUUACUUAUCGGCCUUUCUUGAUAACAAAUAACCUGCAUCAGUAUCAGCCCAGGCGAACCCAUAUCGGUCAAUCCCUACUCUACACAUUUACAUUACAUUAUACUAUUCCUGGCAUCAGAGGAGAUAACCCUGAAUGCUUGCAUACAAAUGUAAUUUGUAGGAAACUGGGCUGGUAGGUUUCAUCACAUGAAAAGUCAGGAUGCACAAAAGCUGAAUAAUGGCCCGUAAAGACUAUCUCAUCCUCGCUAAUGUAAAGAGAUGUCAAGCAAGUAAAAGGAAUUUCCAUAUAAGCUUCAUACUGGGAGUCUUCCAGGCAUGCAUGAACACAUACUGAAUUUAAAUAAGAGGCAUAACUUAUCCUUCAGAGGCUCAGAGGCAGUAACCUGAAAGAAAGCAGCAGCUAAACUCUGUCUAUGAAUCGAGAAACGUUGUCCUCUCACCACCUCCUGGUCUGCAGGUCUUGUGUUGGUGGUAGCUAAGUAUCUUAGCUAGCUCAGUCCUGUUUCCUAUAGCCUGUGAGUGUAAAGACUAAUAAAUUAUAGUUUGCUACGUAAAAACUGCAGCAGCCAUGAUGACUGAGGGCUUUGACGUCUGCACAGCCCGGAAAUCGACGGUGUGUUGUGUUACUAUGACGACUGUGAUUAUGAUGAUGAUGAUGUGAUGACGGUGAUGAAGCAUUUCCUGGUCAAUAUGCAUCGAUUUAAAUAAAAAAACAUAUCACACCGAUGUCAAAUUUUA
Acanthochromis polyacanthus (spiny chromis) is the source of this 6188-nucleotide messenger RNA. It is a transcript of the gene lrtm2a, whose product is annotated as leucine-rich repeats and transmembrane domains 2a. The transcript is spliced from 7 exons. NCBI's taxonomy places the organism in Eukaryota, Metazoa, Chordata, Actinopteri, Pomacentridae. Bases 1000 to 2202 code for a protein of 400 amino acids. Gene Ontology annotation, molecular function: protein binding. The record is from RefSeq and is a predicted model, not a curated record. Gene Ontology annotation, cellular component: plasma membrane.